UUUCUUUCUUUCUUUCUUUAAAUAAUGGCCAACGGACGAAAUCGAAUAUACUUUGUACUCGCGUUCAUCGUAUCCUCCAUACCAUCUGCAUUUGGAUUCUAUGCAUUAAAUGCCCAUUUCACAUUUCUAGCCACUGUCUUGUUUGCGUUGUCAUUCAUCAGUUUAGGUCUAUCUGCCUUUUUAUUCCUCGGAUACAAGACAUUUAAACAUGGUAAACCCUUUUUGAUGUCACUACUCGUCCAUACCAAUCAAUGCCUGCGGCCCUUGACGCGGUACCUAUCACGAUCAAUCAUCUUUCGACCGCUCUUUUCAGCAGCUAUUCGAAUUGGCUUUUUUGCCUUCUUUGUGGUGCUCCUGAUGAGCGAUCAUUUGAUCCGAGUACUGCUGAGAUUAUUUGUAGGAAAGCAUGCGACCAAUCGGUAUUAUUCCAUCACGAGUGCAAUGGACCCACAGCUUGAUUUAUUUGAUGAUUCUAUUCCGAGAACAAGGUAUUUAGAGGACGGUGACCUGUUUAGACAAAGAAAGCAACUACGCAUGACAGAACAACAAGGGCAUGAAUCACGUGCGCUGACGACACUCUUGAAAAGACCCAAGUACUCGUUGUCAUUAGCCUAUACACUAGCGGUUGCUAGUAAGCUUGUGUAUGAAGAUGUUGAAGUCAUUAAGCAUGAAUUGAGAAAAGCAGGGUUUGAUGUUGACCGCACCUUUCGUCCAAUUGCAUAUAAAAACAUUUGUGCUUUUAUAACCGAGAAAGAUGAUGAUAUCCUACUUGUGUUUAGAGGAACCAAUCCACUUAAUAUGCAAAACUAUCUUACAAAUAUUACCUUUACAAUGACCAAAGUAGAAUCAGCCUGGGGGCCUAUGGGAAAGGUCCAUCAAGGGUUCUGGAAAGCCAUGGGCGAGCCUCGAAAAAAAAUGGAGAGAAAAGGGACAGAUAGACGACCUAUUUUACGUAUUGUGUUGAAUAAUACAUCCAUCUUUAAAACUAUUCUUUCUGCUUUGAAAGGAGCAGCCAAGAUCCUUCAUUUCUUGUCAAUCAAUCUAUUUAAUCACGUCAAUGAACCGAUUGAUAGCACCUGGAUUGGGCCUGAUAAAGAUAUUAGAACACAUAGCAUGUAUGCACAAGCAGAGGAGUAUAUCUUGAAGCUUAUUCAACAAUCCAUGUCAAGUGAUCCCAGGCCUGCAUCUAGAGGAUCCGGUCUGUCAUCACAUGGACGCACAUCAGCCUUUAAAAAGAAGAAGCGAUUGUUUAUUACAGGACAUUCACUUGGUGGAGCAAUGGGGACAAUCUUUCUUGGAAAAAUGCUCCAAUCCAACAGUCCUCUGCUUGAACAUUUUGCAGGAUUAUAUACAUAUGGACAACCCAAGAUAGGCGAUGCUGAAUUUUCUAGAGUAUUUAGUCCCAAGAUGACCAGUAAAAUAUUCCAUCAUGCUUACAAUAAUGACAUUAUACCACGAAUACCUACCUUUUUUGAUUAUUAUACUCCACCUGGUACGCUUGUCUUUAUAGAUUCAGCUUACAACAUCACACUCUAUCCUCCUAACCCAUACACAAAUGAACCAGUACCCGUUCGGCCGAUUUCGUUCUUGCAUCUCUCAGGGUUGCUAAAUCGACAUGUGAUAAAAAGAAUUGUAAGAGAAAACCAGAUUAGGAUUCUCUUUCGUAUUCUGUUUCCUUUCUUUUUAAAUGACCACUUUCCUUCGGAUUAUUGUGAUAGUUUAAGAAGAGGUAAACUUCAUUGGAUUAUCAUGGGCGCAGGUGGAUUAGAAGGUGGACAUGAAGAUCAAGACAUGUAUACAAAGAAACGAGGAUCAUUUGACAGAAGAUAUAGUAUAGUAGAUGUUCAUAAUGGUUAAUUUAUUCUAUAUAUAUAUAUAUAAAACGCUUCUUUUUUUCUUAAUGUUUUGUCUGUCUUGCCUCAAGUAGCUGUAACAUACAAGCUUCGAUACCAAAUUGCUUGUGAUGAAAGAAGUAAGGUAUAAUGGGCAUAUAAGCUUGAUUGCUUGUACAGAGUGUAUGGUGAUGACCAUAGCUUGGUGAAGGUAAUAAUAAGCUUGAAAUAGGAGGUAACCAAACAGGAGAAGUGUCUUCUAAUCUAAUUUCAUAUUGACCACUUCUUCUACUUGUCAUUCUAUUGGAAUA
This is a messenger RNA of Rhizopus microsporus ATCC 52813, 2143 nucleotides long. RefSeq names its product alpha/beta-hydrolase. The transcript has 6 exons. Gene Ontology annotation, molecular function: triacylglycerol lipase activity. Lineage: Eukaryota; Fungi; Mucoromycota; Mucoromycetes; Mucorales; Rhizopodaceae. The record is from RefSeq and is a predicted model, not a curated record. The coding region runs from base 25 to 1857 and encodes 610 amino acids. Gene Ontology annotation, biological process: lipid metabolic process.